CUAUGUCCACUCAGUCUUACAGUGUGAAUAAGACAGAAUGCACAAGGGGAAAGGAGAGGGGAAAUAAGCUUUGCACCAGCAAGGUCCUGAAACAGUGGAGAUGUCUUGAAACAGUGGAGAUGUCCCUGGCAGCUAGAGCAGAGCCAAGCCAGUUGAAUCCUGGAGGGGAGGGCUAUUCUUUAAUAGACUCAACUGGGCCUGAGCCACAUACCAAAUUAAAACCUGCUUGGAAUCCAAGGAUCAGUUUAUAUAUUCAGCAGAAGCAAGUACCAUGCCCUCCAACAUUCCACAGAUGAAAAUCAGAACAUGUGUGGCCAAGCAACAUCAGAGUGUGGCCAAGAUGGCAAAAGUUAUUCACAAGGAAGAGCACAAGAGCUAGGAGAGGCUGCAGCAGCUUGCUUUUGAUUCACUGUAUUGGGAUAAGUAACCUUCCAGCUCUCCAUCACUGACAUUUCUCUCCAGCUCCCACUCUGCAGCUGUGGAAAAUAUAAGCACAAGAGGAACAGUACUAUGUGGAGUCCCCUCUAUGGGUCGAAUCGUUGGUGGCAUGGAUGCCCAAAGUGGACAGUGGCCCUGGCAAGCCAACCUGAACUUUGACAGCCAUCACGUCUGCGGAGCCACACUCAUUGCCCCUCAGUGGCUGGUCACCGCUGCACAUUGUUUCCCCACAGUAAAUCCCAUAGAUAGGUAUGAAGUGACGUUGGGAGCCUUCCAGCUGAAAAACCCCACGCCGGAUAUUGUGGUGAAGCAAAUUGUGGAAGUGAUCAAACACCCUGAGUUCACUGACGAUGAAGGAUCGAAAGGGGAUAUUGCCCUUGUCAAACUUAAGGACCCAGUCUCCUACUCUCGGACGGUCCGGCCCAUCUGCCUGCCUGCGUCUUCUGUCAAUUUUCCCAAUGGAAUGAAGUGUACCGUCACUGGAUGGGGAAACGUGCUCACUUCUACGAGCCUCCCUUCACCCAUGACGCUGCAACAGCUUGAAGUGCCCAUUAUCGGGAUAGAUACUUGCAAGUGCCUCUACAACCGGAACCCAGAUCCCGAGGAGCCUCAUGUCCUCCAUAGUGACAUGAUGUGUGCCGGCUUUGCUGAGGGAAAGAAGGAUGCAUGUCAGGGCGACUCUGGCGGUCCCCUGUCCUGCCGUAUUGACAAUGCUUGGCUGCUGGCUGGAGUUGUGAGCUGGGGUGAUGCAUGUGGGGCCCCCAACAGACCCGGCGUCUACAUCCGCAUCUCAACCUACGCUGACUGGAUUAAGGAGAAGAUUCCAGAGGUGGAGCUGAGUCAUGUGGUUGCCAAUGUGGAAUCAGUUUCUGAAGAAGGCAUGUGUUCCAAUACUACUGCUAGUCAACCUGGACGUUAUGAUCAUAUCCAGCCCCCACCAGGCUGGAGCCGUCCCAUCCACCCCAGCCACUCUCCCUCAGACAGUGCUGCCCCAUGGCCUUCAACAACCAGCCUAUCCCUUCUUUUCCUUCUCCUCCAGAGCUUCUAUUACCUUCUGUAAAUCAUACCAGCCUGCCAAAUUGCGUAGGGAGAAAGUCCCGUCCUACUCCCAUACUCAGUGGAUGGUCCCACGAUUUCACAAUUUCACACCUCAAAUUUUUUUUUGCUUUCUGUUCUGAAUGUAUUUAAUUCUGUUGGCUAUGAUUUUAAAAUGGCAACCUCCUCCUGGAGCAGAGGUUUCCUUUGAAAGCCUUGAGUUUCAGUCCAAUGUUUACCUCGUAGUCACAUCUUGAGCCUGCAGCCUGCUACAUACCUUUUGUAUACCAAUAGAAAUUUGUUUUUAGUUCAUGUUUCACUUUGGUUCCUGAGUUUCUGACUUGUUCAUUUACGGCAAUCCUCCUCCCCCUUGCCUUAUUUUUUUGGGGGUGGGAGUGGAAUUUCAUAUCAUAGUAUGAUGUAGUUCUGUAAUCCCCAAAUGGCAGCCUACCUUCCAAUUUUGCUUUUAAAUUAUAAAUUUCCACUUAAGCUCCUCCUUGGGCCAAUUUCUGGUUUGUUUUCUGGGCAUAUCUUUGGACUGAUCUCUGCUUUCACUGUUGUGUCUUCUUUCAACUCAAUCCCUUAUUAAAAACAACAUCAACGUUAACUCAAUCUGCUCCAUAGAAGGUACUCCUCUCAUAUUCCCUUCUUGCUUCUCCUCCUGCAUUUCCAGCUUUCAAAGCCAGCCCAUUCUGUAACCACCAUCUUGGUCCUUUUCGGUUGUCCUUUUCUUUUCAGUCAUUUUGCCUUUCCUAAAGCUUCUCAAGCAGGUUCUCCUUCAGUCUAACAAGAAUCUACAGAUGCAUGUUUGUCUGGCCUCAAACUAAAUGAGCCAUAUUCUCCCAAGUUGCAUUGGUAGGCCAAUCUUACAGCUGCUUCUUAAGCUCCAUUAAGGGCCAUUGUGCAAUAACCCAAAGGUUUUAAUACUUCACAGGCCAGCCUAGUGUGACCUAAACUAACUCCUACCUAUAUGCCUUUGAAGGGUGAUUCUGGGGAACUCCUGGCCUGGUUUCUGGCAGAUAGUAAGUGGGAGGCCUUUUUGAGGAUACCUUGACAGGCCUGCUGUCUGUAUUCAUAGAUUGGAUCAAGAACACUGAUGGAGAAGAAGAGACGUGUUCGAUGGCACCCAGCUUGUUCUCUGCUUCUUGGAUUUUGCUGAUCUGCUUGCUUGUGACGCACAUCUUUGGGACUGGCUAAGGCUCCCAUCUUUACC
Sceloporus undulatus (fence lizard) is the source of this 2686-nucleotide messenger RNA. RefSeq names its product serine protease 8 (gene PRSS8). Gene Ontology annotation, molecular function: serine-type endopeptidase activity. NCBI's taxonomy places the organism in Eukaryota, Metazoa, Chordata, Lepidosauria, Squamata, Phrynosomatidae. The record is from RefSeq and is a predicted model, not a curated record. The transcript has 6 exons. Bases 527 to 1498 code for a protein of 323 amino acids. Gene Ontology annotation, biological process: proteolysis.